Messenger RNA from Kockovaella imperatae, 819 nucleotides. RefSeq lists its product as hypothetical. The record is from RefSeq and is a predicted model, not a curated record. Bases 1 to 819 code for a protein of 272 amino acids. Gene Ontology annotation, molecular function: ubiquitin protein ligase activity. Lineage: Eukaryota; Fungi; Basidiomycota; Tremellomycetes; Tremellales; Cuniculitremaceae. The transcript has 4 exons. Gene Ontology annotation, biological process: protein polyubiquitination; protein monoubiquitination.
AUGGACUGGGAAGGAGAGGUCAAAGCUCAUCCCGAUGAGCCUAUAGAGCUCCCCGUUGCGGUCAAACGAGAGACUGGAGAUGAAGAUGCCAAUUCUGAGCGGUGUGUCAUCUGUCUCAUGGCUCUUAGGGACAGGACAAUCGUUGGGGUCUGUGGGCACGAGUUCUGUUUUGAAUGCAUUGGAGUGUGGGCGAACCAAUCGCGGCGAUGCCCUCUGUGCUCGACAGACAUGUCUGCGUUCUUGCUGCAUGACUUGGACAGCUCGACGCCGACCAAGUUCUACCUGCCGCCGCUACCCCAGAAGAAGGUCCCAUCACUGUCCUUGCCCGGACCGUCUCGUCGGCCAAUUCUGCCCGAAGAGCGCUUACGGAUGCAAGCGGAGAAGCAGGAACUUGACGAGCUGGAUCUGCAGGUAGAGAGACGUAAAGAGAUCUACGAGCACGAGCUUUACGUCAAGCACAUCGCGAGCAAUCCGACCACGCGAUUCCGUCCGAACCCGACACCACGUCAAAUCGCAGACAAUCCUGAGCUGACACAGAAGGCUACGGCCUUCUUAAGACGAGAAUUGCGAGUAUGGAGUCUCGUAGAUGUAGAGUUCCUCACAACCCAUAUCCUUUCCCUUCUGAAGGCUAUAGAUAUCCGAUCUGAACCCGCCGUCCGUCUACUCUCCGAGAUACUCGAUACGCCCAACGGCCCCAGAUACCCGCACGGAGCAGAGCAUUUCGCUCACGAGAUCUACUCUUUCCUGCGAAGUCCUUUCAAGGAAUUGUACAAGUAUGACGAGGCUGUACAGGUGAGUACGAGUCUCGGAUCUGGCUGA